AUGUACACCUGUGCAAAGUUCGUCUCCGCUCCUGCGCUAGUGAGGAGGAGCUCGCGGGUGCUGUGCCAGCCCCUUUCAGCCUCUGUGCUGAGCAACCCCGAGGCCCGGACAGAGCAGGUAACGCACCCGGCUCGGACUGGGGGACACGGGAACCCCUCGCUUAAACAGCAGCUCUUCUCCUACGCCAUCUUGGGCUUUGCCCUCUCUGAGGCCAUGGGGCUCUUCUGCCUCAUGGUGGCCUUCCUCAUCCUCUUCGCCAUGUGA
Messenger RNA from Phaethon lepturus (White-tailed tropicbird), 264 nucleotides. Its product is annotated as ATP synthase F(0) complex subunit C3, mitochondrial-like. The record is from RefSeq and is a predicted model, not a curated record. Gene Ontology annotation, biological process: proton transmembrane transport; proton motive force-driven ATP synthesis. Gene Ontology annotation, molecular function: proton transmembrane transporter activity. Lineage: Eukaryota; Metazoa; Chordata; Aves; Phaethontiformes; Phaethontidae. Bases 1 to 264 code for a protein of 87 amino acids. The transcript has 3 exons.